CCGCGAUAUUAAAUCAGGUGGUUGCUAACGCCUGCCGCAGUUUCAUUGCGACGUCUAUAUCGAACUCACGUCUUGACUUUUCAAAUACAAAUAAACGCGCGGAGUGAACGUAACGAAUUAUUUUUUCAUGAAAUAAAACGACAAAAAUCUGCUAGUGUUUAUUUUUUUUAAAUUAACUAUGGGCAGAUGAUUAUUUUAAAAUGUCCGUGGAACAAAAUAUUUAAGUAGAAAAUUUUUAUUUGUUAAGUUCGCUCAUUAGAAUUUUCCGGCGACUUUGGGUUCUUCGACUGUGCUUCCAGCUUUUAGUAACAAAAGCUAACAUGAAGAAUAUAUCGCACCUGUUGUUAUUCUGCGCGGGCUUGGCCGCGGUGGCCGCGUACACAAGGCCAGGCUUAACAGGGCCCUAUUGCGGCGCGAUCCCCAACAGAUGUUGUCAAGGCAGAGAGGACGGCUGUUCUGCACCUAUACGCGACUCCCUUUGCUACUGCGACGACUUUUGUGAUCGCGGUUCCAGAGAUGAUUGCUGCCCUGACUACUUCGAGGUCUGCAGACCCCAAGUCACAACGCCGCCCCCUGCUCCCAUCAUUGCCUGCGAGAAUAACAACAAGUACUAUCACGCUGGAGACAAGAUCACAAGGGGAUGCAACGUGUGCGUAUGCUCCCACGACCCGAUUACUCAAAGAACUGCUUUCGAGUGCGAGACCGACCCGUGCAUUAUGAGCGAGGAGGUCUUGAGAGGAGUGGCUUCAGAUUCCUACUCCACGUGGCGGCCUUACAACUACACGCAGUUCUAUGGGAAGAAACUGAAAGAUGGACUUGUUUAUAAGCUAGGUACUCUUCUCAGCGACCAAGUGAGAUCUUCAACAGUGCCAUUGCCAGCACAUAAGGAAGGUGUACCUUAUCUCAAGAACUUCGACGCAAAACAGACCUGGCCAGAAUAUAUAUCUCCUAUUGUGGACCAAGAAUGGUGUGGAUCCGAUUGGGCUAUAACUGUUGCCACUGUAGCUUCUGACAGAUUUGCAAUCCAAUCCAACGGCGCUGAGAAGGUGGUGCUGAGCCCGCAACUCUUGCUGUCGUGUAACAAAGAACAACAAAGCUGCAGUGGCGGCCACAUUGACCGAGCAUGGAAUUACGCGAUGCUAUACGGGCUUGUGGAUGAAGAAUGCUCACCCUACAAGGGGAAGAUGACCCGGUGCAAGUUCUCCAACACACGCGACUUGGUCGGGGAGGGUUGCCGGCCAGUGGUGUCUGCGCGGACCUCCAAAUAUAAGGUCGGACCACUAUACAGGAUUAAGAACGAAGCCGACAUCAUGUAUGAAAUAAUGACCUCUGGACCAGUGCACGCGGUGAUGACGGUAUACCAAGACUUCUUCCACUACCGCGACGGCAUCUACCGGCGCAGUCGUCACGGGAACAACUACUUGAAAGGCUUGCACAGCGUCCGCAUCACUGGCUGGGGUGAAGACAGGGGCGAUAAGUAUUGGAUUAUCGCCAACAGCUGGGGCUGCGAUUGGGGCGAGAACGGUUACUUCCGCAUCGCUAGAGGCGAGAACGAGUCCGACAUCGAGUCGUUCGUGGUCGCCGCGUGGAGCGAAGUCACUGAAGCGUACAAGAGAACAUAACACAGGAACUUUCUAAUCACACCCCUUUGCGUGGUCAGCAAGCUGAUAAAGACCAAUCGGGGGUGGAUUUUGUUGAAUAGUACACGAAAUUUUCCAUAAGAGUACACAGAAAUCGAAUAAUAAAAUCAGUUAAGUACAAACAGCGUCAAAGCUAGGUUUGCACCCGCCAGUGUCAAGCUCGGAUCCACCGUUGUGGGCAUGAUGGGCGUGCCCACAACCCUAAUAGACUUGUGACGUCACACUUUCACAGUCAAUCGUGUUUGGUGUUUGGUGGUGGUUUUGCUGAGUGUAUAGUUCCCUAUAGGUACACUCAGCAAAACCUUGGUCAAAGCGUCAUAUCAUAAAAUAGAUAUGACGCUUUGACCAAGGUUUUGUAAACAUCUCCUUUGUAUGAAUACGCGAUAUCAAUCAUGAGCGAUUUCAUACUCCGACUCGUAUUUGGCCGAUUUUUGGGUGGCUACUACCAGAAACUUUUUUGAGGGUUGGAGCCGCGCCUGGUCAGUGUAAGCAACUAUGGACGGGUGCAAACCUAGCUUUGUCGCUGAUUCUACAACUUACCUACAAGCUACAAGUUACUGACUCAAAACUCUAGAGACAAGUCAGCGUUGGUACGCUUGGUACAAGUGGUAGUUGCACUUGACUCUCAACAAUCGACCAUAAUGUAAGACCAUAGUAUAAGGCAGUAUUAAAUUGAGUAAAGAAGCAUCUUUUAGAUCUAGACAAACGCGUCUCACCUUGGACUACAUUAUCACUUUCCGUCAGGUGUUAUUGUGGUGUUAUAGGUAUAGAUCAUAAAAAACCUAUUUACUGAUUAUUUAUAUAUCACUCUUAACUUAGCUGUAGGUAUAAUAUUAUAUAUUGUUGGAUCUCAAAAAUAUAAAACUACACAAUCAACCGCUUUUUGAGAUGGAGUAUUUGGAUGCAUGAAAAUUACAUACCUAGUUUAAGAAUUAAACUACUAUGUUUUGACGCAUAUAUUUUGAUACUGAAUAGUGGUAUAAUAGAAGGUACAUACAUCUGUGAGAAUAGUUUUUGAACAAUGCAAUGUGGCUUAUUCCGUUGUAGCAAUCUCUAAAGUAAACUAACAGGUCCAAAGGGUCCAAAUAUAUUGCUAUCCCUUUCAUUAUGCUCCCUGCAGAAUAUAACAACUAGAUUUAGACCUGUCAUUUUGUUUAGAGAUUGUGUACUUGUAAAAGAAUUAGUCACAAUGUUAUAAGUAAGUAGAUGAUAAGUCAAACAUCCAAAAACUCAACAGCCAGGUUGAGAUAUACCUACUUAACUUAGAUGUUUUUUGAUAAACAAUUAGAAUUAAUACGGAAAUCGUGUCAUGUUAAAGUAUUGAAAUAUGUAGUACCUACUUAGGUAGCAGUUUAUAUAAUAGUACUUAAUUUAACUGUUGUAGAAAACCUAAGUGUUUAAAAAUUGUAAAGUGCCACGAAAUUUGAAUAAGAUUUUAUUUAUCCACUAUUAUUUUGUAGCUAAGUAAUUUGAAACGGUAUUUAAAAAAAUAAAACUUUGUUAUAGUACCUAGACACAAUAUUUGAACAAAGUUCAUUGCUAAAUAACUGCCAUUUACCGAUUAUAGAUUUAUAAUUAAUUAUUUAUAUUUUUUAAGGCCAUCAAAGUACGACUGGAAUUUUAAGUCCUUUUUAUAACGGCUUCCCACGGUGCGUGAUAUUGCAGACGGACGCGGACCAAUCCGGGAACACUGUGGGAAGACUAUCGUCCGUGGUAGUGCAGACACGUCGUCCGAGCUUUUUGCGCGGUGCGCAGCUGUCCGCAUCAAUCCGCACAAUCACGCACCGUGCGAAUCAGGCAUUAUUCCGAGUUUAACGUUUCGACAUUCGAAACCAACAUUUUAGAGGAAUGCAAACUGCGAUACGGGCUCUAAGGUUGAAAUCUAUAGAGCACACUUUGAUUUUGCUUAGGCUUAAGUUUCAGUUAAAACGAGACAGAUUUAUGCCACCGUUAUAACCCUAUCUCGUUUUAACAGUGUCUUACGUCUAAGCAAAAUUUAGCCUAAAAGCUAACUUAUUGAGCAUGUAUCAGCUCAGAAGUGGAGACGAGAUGUGACUGCACUUUAGAUUGCAACAAAAUACGAUAAAUUCAGCCAAUCACAACAAUUCAAAUUGUAGAAAAUCAAAACUUUCACAAUCUCUUGCUAUGUUUGACACGUCUCGUCUCUAUUUUCAGUUGAAGUCGGCUAAGAAAUACGUAACAUCACAAACACUAGAUACUAACGACCGAAAUUAAUAUCUAUCUGUAAUCUGUUAAGUUACUUAGUAAGGCAAUUUAGUUUAGAAAAAAAUACCAUACAAUUUUGCGAAACCUUGCGAAGUCAUUUAUGGACAGAUUAGAGAUUAGUUUAUUAAUUUCGGCCGUAAAUAAUAAUAAAUUAAUAGAUAAAUUUAACUAGCACUGUCUACAACACUAGUCUUAGUUGUCAAUAUCAAUAAAAGAUAUGAAACGGUA
This is a messenger RNA of Maniola jurtina (meadow brown), 4094 nucleotides long. RefSeq lists its product as uncharacterized. Gene Ontology annotation, molecular function: cysteine-type peptidase activity. Gene Ontology annotation, cellular component: lysosome. The transcript is spliced from 9 exons. The coding region runs from base 321 to 1622 and encodes 433 amino acids. The record is from RefSeq and is a predicted model, not a curated record. Lineage: Eukaryota; Metazoa; Arthropoda; Insecta; Lepidoptera; Nymphalidae. Gene Ontology annotation, biological process: proteolysis.